Alosa alosa (allis shad) is the source of this 1760-nucleotide messenger RNA. RefSeq names its product solute carrier family 22 member 13. Bases 1 to 1602 code for a protein of 533 amino acids. NCBI's taxonomy places the organism in Eukaryota, Metazoa, Chordata, Actinopteri, Clupeiformes, Clupeidae. Gene Ontology annotation, cellular component: membrane. The transcript has 10 exons. Gene Ontology annotation, molecular function: transmembrane transporter activity. The record is from RefSeq and is a predicted model, not a curated record. Gene Ontology annotation, biological process: transmembrane transport.
AUGAAUUUCGAUCAGAUUCUAUCUGCUGUGGGUGGCUUUGGUAGAUUUCAAAAGAUUCUGUACGUAUGGAUCUGUCUCCCGCAGAUCCUGUUGGCUUUUCACAUGAUGGCCAGCAUCUUUACCGGCGCUACGCCUCCGCAUUGGUGCCGGAAUUCGCCAUCGUCUCCCGAAUCUGAUCCUGGAACGGCGGGUAACAUCUCUGAUACCGGAAUGGCAAACCAGAACUUGAUCGUCUCUUUCUUCCUCAAGCGCACGCAAGCCUGUGGACUUUUUGUCAACCAUAGCAGUUCUGCCUCGUGCAGUCAUGGAUGGGAAUACAGCCGCGAGAUAUUUCACAGCACCACUGUCACCGAGUGGGAUUUGGUUUGUGACAGAGCCAGUCUGAACAGUCUUGGGUCCUCCAUCUACAUGCUGGGUUUAUUAGUUGGAGCAGCUGUGUUUGGAGCAAUGGCUGACAGGUAUGGACGUAGGUUCUGCUUGCUAUUGUCUCUGGCGCUGCAGGCUGUGUUUGGCAUCUCUGUUGCUUUUGCUCCCAACUUCCCCACAUACGUGCUGCUGCGCUUUGUGCUGGGAACCACCAUCUCUGGAGUCAUCAUCAACGCCUUUGUGCUGGGCACAGAGUGGACGUGUACCCAGCGCCGCAUGCUAGCAGGCAUUUUCACAGACUACUUCUUUGGAGUGGGCAAUAUGCUGCUGGCGGGCAUCGCGUACCUGCUGAGGGACUGGAGACAGCUGCAGCUGGCCAUCUCUGCCCCAGGAGUCCUUUUUAUAUUUUACAUCUGGCUCGUCCCUCAUUCUGCACGCUGGCUGCUGGUGAAAGACCGCACAGAAGAGGCAGUUACUCUUCUGAGGAGAGCAGCCAAGGUCAAUGGACGACCUUUCCCCUCUUCUGCGAAGCUGGAAAGGUGUGAUAUCGUUGGAGAGGGGAAGGGUCAGUGUGGCGCCAUCGACCUGCUUAAAACUCCACAGAUGAGGAGGAGAUCCUUCAUCCUGUUUUACCUGUGGUUUGUAAAUGUGCUGGUGUAUUAUGGCCUCUCUCUUGGUGUGUCCAGUCUGGGGGUGGAUCUUUACCUCACACAGUUCAUAUUCGGAUUGGUGGAGAUUCCAGCCAGAUCAGUGGUUCUGGUGGUGUUACCAUGGAGUCGCAGAAUUCCCCAGAGCUUUUUCAUGGCAGUGGGUGGUGUGGCUUGUCUCCUCACCCUUACUGUGCCAGCAGGUAACCCCCAGGUGGUUACAGCUCUGGCUCUGGUUGGAAAGUUUGGGAUCACCGCCUCCUUUGCUGUUAUUUACAUCUAUUCUGCUGAGCUAUUCCCUACAGUUCUGAGACAGACAGGGAUAGGCAUGGCUUCCAUGUUUGCGAGAAUGGGAGGAGUCCUGUCCCCUCUAAUCAACAUGCUGAGAGACCCCGCCCCCACCGUUCCCAUGGUGAUCUUUGGCUGUGCCCCUCUACUGGGGGCAGCUCUCGCUUUGGCUCUGCCAGAGACGGCCAACCAGCCACUUCCAGAUAAUCUCCAGGAUAUCCAGGAACCUUCAGUGGGGAUCAGCCAGUCUCACAGUCCAUCAGAAGGACAGCAGCUGCAGCACUUGGCACCCGAUUCUUGACCCAAAACCACUGACACACAAAACACGCACAAGCUCAUGAGGUUGGGGUUGUUAAAGGAACCGUAUGUAAGAUUGUGGUCAAAACUGGUACUGCAAUCACUUUCAAAAUACUGUAGAGCGGUGUAUCCCCUCCCCCUCCCCCCUGACUGGCAGAGCUG